Messenger RNA from Halteromyces radiatus, 426 nucleotides. RefSeq lists its product as uncharacterized. The transcript has a single exon. The annotation marks the transcript as partial. Lineage: Eukaryota; Fungi; Mucoromycota; Mucoromycetes; Mucorales; Cunninghamellaceae. The record is from RefSeq and is a predicted model, not a curated record.
AUGGCGACAUCUCCCAUCUCUUCCGCGGAUCUGGGAAAUUCAAAAAGAUCAUGGAGCCAAAUUGUGGCUACAGGACAAAAGAUGAAAGUGCCUACCUUGAGUAGACGCUCGGAUACUGAAGGCACGAGGAAAGCUAUCGACACCAAGGUAAUCUAUGAACGCAGCGAUCUAGCUGAACAGCUCCGGAUUCAUAGAGCAGAAUCAAUUCUGCAACAGGCAUUACAUGAUGAUGCAGUCCUGUUUGAGCUUCCAAGGGAUGAACUCAGGGACCACAUAGCAGCAUACCAGCUCAUCCAAGAAACUUGUGGAAGGGUACUUGGAUGUCGAAACAUUGAUAACGGUCGACUACGCCAGCGGUAUUAUUUGAUUGAGGCCACUUUUGCAGCAGUGGAAAGUUACAACCAGGCGGUAACGAGCGGAGUUACC